Messenger RNA from Camellia sinensis, 945 nucleotides. NCBI's taxonomy places the organism in Eukaryota, Viridiplantae, Streptophyta, Magnoliopsida, Ericales, Theaceae. The record is from RefSeq and is a predicted model, not a curated record.
AUGCGAAGCACACAACUUAGUGAAAGUCUAAAUGGAACAUUAAGAGGAUAUUUGAAGGGUGAUCAUAACAUUGUUCACUUCUUUACUCACUUCAAUCGGAUUGUUGUAGAUAAGCGGUAUGAGGAAAUUUCCGCAAUAUAUGAUUCUAGACAAAAGUUGCCAAGAAUGAAAUUGAAAAAGUCUCCCAUUUUAAUCCAAGUUGCGAGUUUGUACACCCCUCCUAUCUUUGAUUUAUUUCAUUGUGAGUUGGAUACGUCCCUUUGUUGUCAAGUGAAGCAAUUCCAUGAGUUAGAAGGAGAAGUUAAGUGCGUGAUUGGCUUGUAUGGUAAUGGUAAAGAGUAUAUUGUGAAGGGUAGGGUGGAAGUUAUUGGGCUAAGAGGAGAAAAAAGCUGUCAAGAAAUACAUUGUACUUGUAAGAAAUUUGAGAACUUUGAAAUUUUAUGUAGUCAUGCAAUCAAAGCACUUGAUAGAAUGAAUGUUAUGAAAAUUCCCGAAAGGUAUAUAUUAGGCCGAUGGAGAUUGGAUGCAAAAGAUUGUGAAGUUGAAGAGAAAAAUGUUGUAAUGGAUGAGGAUGAUCCGAAGUUGUUAAUAUUAGCACGUUAUAGAGAUUUUUGUCCAAGAAUGGUCAAACUAGCAACUCAAGCAUCUAUGCACAAACCUGCCUAUCAAUUGGUUGAUGAAGGAAUUAAGGAAUUGUGUGUAAAAGUAAAUAAUAUGAUGAAGGGAGUUGGAAGUUUUGGUACCAAUGAAUUCGAUGUGGACGACCCCAACAUUGCACAAGUUAAGGGCAUAAAGAAGAAAGACGUUGGACACAAAGGGAGAGGUAGAUUAAAACCUUGGCAUGAGAAGACAAAAGUUAUUUCACAACCUACCCGCCUUAGUAAGACUAUUGGUCAAUCAAGCAACACUACAAAUGUUCAAAAUUCAUCCUCAAGCCAACAAUAG